Messenger RNA from Periophthalmus magnuspinnatus, 1172 nucleotides. Its product is annotated as sarcoplasmic reticulum histidine-rich calcium-binding protein. Gene Ontology annotation, molecular function: calcium ion binding. Bases 1 to 951 code for a protein of 316 amino acids. Lineage: Eukaryota; Metazoa; Chordata; Actinopteri; Gobiiformes; Gobiidae. The record is from RefSeq and is a predicted model, not a curated record. The transcript has 8 exons.
AUGUACAGGGCCCUCACAGUGAGCGCACAAGAAGUGGAAGAUGUUGAAAGCAAAGAGGAUGUUGUGGCAGAGUUUGACGAAGUGACUGAGGAAGAUGACGUUGGAGAUGGAGAUGAAGAGGGAGAAGUGCAAGAAACUGAUACAGAAGGAGAGGCUGGUGAAGAGGUAGAGGAGGUGGGUGAAGAAGCAGAGGAUGAUAAUACUGAGCAAGCUGUACAGAAAGAAGGCGUAGAGGAGGAAGAGGAGGUUGAGGAAGAAGAGGAGGGCGCUGAAACACAGGAGGAAGCAGAAACUGAAGAGGAAGAACAGUCACAAGAGGAGAAGUUCAGAGGAAGAGGAGAGGCAGACGAGGGGGAGGAACAAGAUGAUGCAAAGGAUGAUGAAGAGAUGGAGGAUGAAGAUGCUGAUGAAGGAAGAGAGGAAGAAGUAACUGCAGAACAGGAGGAUACAGCUGAGGAUGAUGAGGAUGAGGAGGAAGAGGGAGAUGAGGAGGAAGAGGGAGAUGAAGAGGACGCUGAACAUGAAAGUGAAGAAGAAAUGGUAGAGGAAGAAGCAGAAGAGGAGGAAGAAGAGGAAGAGGAAGAAGAGGAUGAAGUGGUUGAAACUGCAGAUGAAGCUGAAGAAGAGGAAGAUGAUGCCACAGAGGAAGAGGAGGAGGCUGAAGCAGAAACUGAAGAUGAUUUUGAGGUUAAAGACGUGGACGCCGCAGCAGAGGGACUGGACUUCCAAUCAGGCUCAAUAUGUAAUGUUUGUACUAUUUGUGAAUACUGCGCAGCUAACUGUGGCCAUUGCCCCUGUGAAGAUGGGGAUGAGUCAGAGCCUUGUCAGCAGUGUCAAGAAUGCACAUCCUGCUACAUCUGUCCCUUGUUUUGUGAUACAAUCUGCUCUCCAGGUGGCUUUGUAGAUGAGAUGUCAGGCUCCCUGUUUCAGACGGUCGCUUCUUAUUUUUGAACAAUAUGGAGUCAAAGAAGGAUUGAUCCACUUGCAGUCUUCAUCUCUGGAGAAAGCAAAACAGCAUUAUAGGAAUCUUUAAAUUGAAUUUGAUUAGGAUGUUUUUGUUUUUGUACAGUAUUUUCUGAAAAAAACAUUAUUUCUUGUUUGUUUCUGUUUUACGUAACUUUGUGCAUAUUUUCUGCUUGGCCCUACUGGAUGUUUACACCCCAAACACCACG